AUGAUUGAGGGUACGCUUCUUGCUGUGUCCAAGGAGACGCUCGCGCUCGUGGCUGUAGUGCUCUCGGUCGCGUACUACGUCUAUCGCCUGGGGUAGGCUUCUGUACAAGGUCUUUGGUUGAUUCAGCAAGGGCUAACUCUCCGUUGCGAUAGAUUUCCCAAACCGCUUGCCGGAAUCCCUUACAAUCCUGAGGCUGCCCAGCGCUUCUUUGGCGACGUUGUUUUCUUUCCCAAACCCGAUGCACCCGCAUUUCGAGCAUGGCUCACGAGCUUGGGCGAGCGAUUGCAGUCGCCCAUUGUGCAAGUAUUCAUUCGACCGUACGGAAAGCCGGCUCUGGUAGUGUACGACUAUUGGGAGGCAUACGACAUCAACAACCGACGGCUGGAUGAAUUCGACAAGACGGAGCGGAACCGACAGAUCUUCUCGGAGGUGGUGCCGCAGAAUCACACGUCCAUGCGAGCCAGCGAUGCGGCGUAUCCGCGCAGCAAGAACAUGAUCAAGGGGGUCAUGGUACCGUCGUUCAUCAGCGAGAUCAACGCGCCGGAGAUUUAUGCCAAAGCGCGCUUGGUCGUGCAGCUGUGGCAUAUCAAGGCCCAAGAGGCGGGCGGCCACCCCUUCUCGGUGUCGGGCGACGUGCGCGAUUACGCAUUCGACGCCGUGCUGACGGCGUCGUUUGGAUUGAAGGAGGAGGAGGGCAUCGUUGCUGGCCAGCUCCGCCACCUCAUGCAAGCGGAAGUGCUCCAAGCAGAAGUGCACGUCGACAAGGACGAUGUCGACUCGCCCGUGGAAUUUCCCGGAAUGCCGCUGCCGCAGGAGUACGAAGCCCUGUCCAAGGUGACGGAGUCGUUGGCCUACGCCAUCCGCGCCGUCUUUCCCUCGCAGGAGAUGUGGUUACGGAAGAACUUGACCGAGAUGGGCACAUAUUAUCGCCGCAAGGACCAGUUCCUGCUCGCCAAGAUCCACGAAGCGGCGGCGCGGAUGGCAGGCGGAGGUGGAGGUGGUGAAGGGACGUCGGCGCGGCGUCGCAGUGCCCUCGACCACUUUGUGCGCCAAGAGAUGGACGCCGCUGCCAAGGCCGGCCGCGCCCCGGACUACCUGCACGGGCCGAUCCGCGACGAGCUGCUGGGGUACAUCAUCGCUGGGCACGACUCGUCGACUUCGGCGCUGGCGUGGGCGCUCAAGUACCUGACGACCGACACUCGCGUCCAGCACGCCCUGCGCCAGCACCUCCGCGCGGUGCACGCCGCCGCCUGGCGCGAGGCCCGCUCCCCCACCGUCGCCGAGAUCACCAGCACCCGCGCCCCCUACCUCGAUGCUGUCGUGCAGGAGGUCUUCCGCUGCGCAUACACCACCCCCUUCACCCUCCGCGAGGCCACCCGCGACACCCAGAUCAUGGGCCAUUUCGUCCCGAAGGGCACCACCGUCUGGUUCUCCACCGCCGGCCCGAGCUUCACCCGUCCGGCCAUCGAAGGGGACACGAAGGCGGAUGGCUCUAAUAGCCAUCCCAGGAACCCCGCUGCACUCGCCGACAAGCAGCGCGUGCCUGCCUGGCCGCGGGAGGAUGUCGCCCUCUUCCGUCCGGAGCGGUGGCUGCGGCCCGACCCCGGCCCGUCGGACCCUCCCGACUCCACCUACUCCCACGUCGAGUUCAACGGCAGCGCAGGCCCCAUGAUGGCCUUCGGCUCUGGUCCGCGCGGCUGCUGUGGGAAGCGUCUGAUCUAUCUGUCCAUGCGAAUCCUCGUGACUCUCGUCCUCUGGGACUUUGACCUCUUGCCCUGUCCGACUCGACUCUCCUCCGACGAGAGCGAUCACGGCACUGCAAGUCAUCCCAAGCAAUGCUAUCUUCGUUUAGCAAGCACCACUCCCGGGUCGUGA
This is a messenger RNA of Lecanosticta acicola, 1875 nucleotides long. Lineage: Eukaryota; Fungi; Ascomycota; Dothideomycetes; Mycosphaerellales; Mycosphaerellaceae. The record is from the annotation of a GenBank genome assembly.